CUUCUUGUGGCCGAGACAAUUAGCAAUUUGGUGCGAAAGCGCAAGCUGCACCACCCAAGGGGAGUUGGGAGGGCCGAAAAUUCCUUACAACAUGGCGCCUUGAAUAUCAAUUUUCGAAAUGCUAAAAAUCUAGGCAGCGGGAUCAUUAAAUCUGGAGAUAUUGCAUGUGAAACUUAGGAUAAUAUUACGUAACUAGCUUCCAAUGAACAGGGUUACGUUUCUACACCCGUCGGAAUUCUGCGGCAUAUUUAUUAAUGAGGAUGGAAGAGGACUCCUACUCAAAGCCCGACAUCCUUGAAAUCUCGACGCAGACUCAGCAGAAGAGACUCUCUGGCAAGCCACUUGUUCCCUAAUCUCCUUCACGCGUUACUUCACAUCCAAAGAAAUAGCUGCGAAGAGACUAUAUGUCCCUUUAUUUGGAAAUGGAGAAAGAAGAACGCGUUGCGUGAUGAGACCAAAACACGGCUGACAACCACAGCCAUACCUGGGGUGACUGUGACAUGUUAUGAUAGUCUCGUGACUCAUCUCUGGAUUUACUUUCCUUGAUAUAUAACUGCAAAGCAUCUCUGGUUUGUUUCAGUGAUAUGAGACUAUUUUCGGUAAUUUCUAAAAUCGAUGAUAGUCUCUGAAUGGAUAAACGGAAGCGUAACUUCUACCCCGAAAGUGAAAUUGGGCUGAUUUAAUUCAGAGAAAAAUUUAUGAAGACGUUCAUCUUCGUUCCGGCACAAUGACAGCUACAGGUUCCAAGUACGAAAUUCCGGAAGCAGUCGACGAAAACUUUUUGGCGACAUUGGGCAAAGAUGUGGAGAUGCAGACAUUUAAAACGAACCUUGCUCCCGAAAGUGAAAGUUCUACUAAACAAGACAAAGCAGUGGUACUGCUGUGUGUUGGAACUCUCACAGGAAAAGAAAAUCUAUUCGUGAACGAGCAUUUCUGCCGCACGCCUCCUAAAGGGUCUCGUUUACUGACCGUAUGCAUGGAUAUCCAUUUAAAGAAGAUCAAAUCGUCAUCGGAAAAUAAGGAACAAUCAUCGGCAGCCAUUUACGAUAUCGAUCUUGAAGUUUACAAGGGAUUCAAUUUUGACUCUUGUCACGGAAGUAUAGUGUUUUGGACGCCUGAAUAUCCGGCAUCAUUAGGAGAGGUCAAAAAAUGGGUUAAAUCAAUUAACAAGCUUGCAAAUUCGCGAGUUCCUCUCGUGCUUAUAACGUUUAAUUCGAACAAUUUGGAUUGGAUAGGAAGUGGAAAGAUGUUUGAUAGCGUGACAACUUUGCAGCGGUUUUGUCGCGAGAUGGGUUUCAUUUCGUGGUAUGAGAUGAAAGCGCGUGACUGGGACGGGCAGGUUUUCGAGCAAGCCAUAACUUGCUUGAUGGAUGAGAUUAAUUUGGUAGAAUCUACUUGAUAACUGGCAGAUUCAGCACCCUAAAUGAUUUGCGAGGAAUAGUAAAACUGGUCUUCUCUCCAGGAUCAACAUAAUGUGGAACGAACCACAGAAUUUUCAUGUUAAAACUCAAGGGGGCUUUUCAAUAGUCAGAACUGACCAAGUAUUCAUCUCAUUCUUUCUUCGUUUCGUUACAAUUCAUUCAUCAUUGAUCAGCAUUACUUGAAAAAAUCGAUUUAUUGUUAAAAGUUUAAAACUCACAGUCAUGAGUUGAAUGUUACAACUGUCGGUUCUGGCUAAUGACAAGCACCCUUAAACAAUCGUGGUUUCAAAUUUUCGAUCUAGGAAGAGAUAAAGUGUUUUUUUGAACUAGUGGUGUCGAUAAAAAUGUCAUAACAAUAUUGAAUUAGUACAUUUGACAAAAAUCAUUUGGAUUGAGGACACUUUAAUACUACGAAAGUACUCAAAAUUCAAAUAUUUACAAAAGUAA
Molecule: messenger RNA, 1868 nt
Organism: Pocillopora damicornis (cauliflower coral)
Lineage: Eukaryota; Metazoa; Cnidaria; Anthozoa; Scleractinia; Pocilloporidae
Source: RefSeq, a predicted model, not a curated record